Drepanopeziza brunnea f. sp. 'multigermtubi' MB_m1 is the source of this 3105-nucleotide messenger RNA. NCBI's taxonomy places the organism in Eukaryota, Fungi, Ascomycota, Leotiomycetes, Helotiales, Drepanopezizaceae. The record is from RefSeq and is a predicted model, not a curated record.
AUGGAAUCACAGCUACCUUCUCAACAAAUCGAUAUGGAUGCGAAGCUGGAAGUUGCCGAUUGCACUCUUAGUUCUGCCAAGUCUGUGAACUCCCAAGAGGAAGAAUCUCAUACCGUAUUUCAGUCAGAGGGCCAGGCAGCACAUACGGCUACUAGGACUCCGGUACUAGAAUACGAUAAACUCCGUAGCUUGGAUCAGGAGCUUCUUGAUACUCAACGUGGUUCUUUUUCUGUCAUCCCAAGUACCACAUAUGGCACCAAGAAUCCAGACAUGGACUUUGAUCUCCCAGGCUCCCAAGCAUCUGAUCCCUUGUCCUCAGACUCUACAAUUUCACCCACCCAGAGAGAUGAUGUUCACUCAAACAGCAUGCCGGAUGUGAUGCUUCCUGAUACCCAGCGUUCUAUUCUUACCCCAAGUACUGCGGAGGUGGCAAUUGCUUCUGAGCUUUUCUCGAAAAUCUCAGGAAGAAACAGGGCUCUAAUUAUUGAUCAAGCACUACCAUAUCCCCAAGCAUCCUGCUCUCUGGCCAGGUUUUCUCGUUUCACACAGCCCAGAAUUCGUCAUUCUGUCCCACACAUUCAACCUUCUAACCUCUCAUAUUUCCCGGAAUUCGUGCUGCCAGAUACCCGAGGGGACGACGUGGACUCCAAUACCAUCACGAAUAUGAUGCCCCCAGGUACCCAACGCCCUCUUCUCGCUCAAAGUAUUGUAUCACAAAUUCUAGGAUUUUUCUCGGAAUCUAUCCAUCCCGGCACCCAAAGAUUUGACGAUAUGUCGUUCUCCGACGCCAAUCUACCAAGUACCCAGACCCACCCGAUGGGCUCACCAAAUACUCAAAACAUUGCACAAGUCGGCAUUCAGCCAUCGAUUGGUACAUCUAGCUUCCCUUCUAUCAAGUCACACUUUGGAGCUUCGAAAGUGUUCGAGGAAAACUCAAAACUAUCAGACACGCAAAGAAAUGACUACUCUGCGACUUCUCAACAGAUUUCCAAAAUCAGAGCCUUGCAGGCUGUUUAUGACACUGCUCCGGUAACCCAAGCUGCGGUAUCUCUUAUGAGUAAAUUUCCAUCGGACAGCCAGCUCUCAGACACUCAAGUUCCAUUCAAAAUAUCAAAUGCCGUAUCGAGUAUUGACGAUAGCCACCAAAUUCCAUCCGACAGCCAGCUUCCAGAUGCUCGAAUCUCUCCAUUCAAAAUAUCAAACCCAGUGCUGGAAAUUGGCGAUAGCUCAACCACAUAUAGAUUGAAAUGUGAUACACAGGUCGACCAUUCCACGAUCGUCCGUACAGUGUCAUUGGCAGGCGACCAAGAGCUCCAGAAACCUCAAGAAAAGUUACCCGAAAUUCUGGAUCUCACUGGGGACGUCCCUACUUCAAGCUUUCAGAUAUCCGCGGCCACGUCAUUCCCACAUCCGAAGCAGGCCCAAAUAGAUAUUACAAACCCAUCUUUCGCUUUUCAGACCAAUCUCAACAGCUUCAGCCAGAACAAGGCCCCUAUCAACAAGUUGACUUGCAGAGAACGGAAGCGCAUCAUCGUAUCUCAUAGUCGACCUCCAGGUAUUACAAAGGCCCUAUGCGAAUGGGUCAAGAAAACGAACUGGCUUCUUGACCCGUUCCGCGGGAAUGACGACUGUUGGCUCCAUCCCUCUCCUCCCCCAGCUAGAAUUGGUGCAGGCGGCAUGCUGCGACCAGUCGGCAAGCUUCAGAAGCGGUUCACUUGGAGAGAUAGACAUGGCAAAAAUUCCAUCGCGCUCAACUACGGCAUUGCCAACAAGAUUGUCAAUUACAAGAUGUUGCUAGGUAAAGUGCAAGGAGAGCAGGGUGCACUGACCACCAAGUCAGUGCACGGACCUCAGGCCUUGGCGCUGGUAUUUCCAGACUUCAAAGCACCUUUCGGUGUUUCGGAAUACUUACCCUUCAACGUGGCGCGCGAUUCCUCAAAACGCGUGUCCGCCGACGCGUCAGAGCACGUGUCAACCAUCAACGCGAUUGAUCCUCAAUUGCAACCACCUGCUGGUGUAGCGAAAGGUGAGGCCAAUACUAACGGUCAGCCCCAAAGCAAGAAGCCUAAGGAAGCCGCAGUAAAAGCAAACCUUGCUAUACAGCAAACCAUCAACAAGAAGAGAGGAAAGGCGGCAGAGGAACUGCCUGCUUCAGAGAAACCUUCAUUGGUGCCUGAACCUGGAAUCUCUUCAUCACCCCUGCGCUACCCAACGCUACCAGACGUUGGAAGCUCACCAUACGUGGCAGCAACUCUGCCUGAGGUAUUCCCAUUCCCUCGAUCCUUCCCCGAGGCUGACAAAGGUGAACUCUCCUCAUCCAGUGAAGACGAGUUUACUACUCCCUCAAAGAAGAUUCCUUCUAGGUCGCUAGCGCGCUCAGUCGACAGCGAACCCCCCCCUCCUCCGAGUCCUCCGAGUCCUCCCGAACCACUCACUACGAUUAUACCCAUUCGUCGAAAGAAGAUGAGUUCACAUAGCCUCAACUUACCUGAAGCUUCAAAGCUGAAAGGAGGUGAGAACUAUCAACAAUGGAAGGAUAAGGUGAUCAACAUUGCCAAGUCCAAUAGGAUUAGUAAAUACAUCAAUCCAAAGUCUCGGUCUUUGAUACCUAUGGAAGUCGACGAAUGCGACGACACAGUUAAGGCAGAAGACCUGCAAAGAUGGCUAGAUUGGGAUACCGGAGAGUCACAAAUGAAGCUUGCAAUUACUCUGAAUUGCAAGGCUGGUCCUCUUGGACACACACAAGGUAAAGCUACAGCCUUGGACAUGUGGGAGGCUUUACAACACCAGUAUGAGGGCUCAGGUACGGUUCUGGAAUACAACGCUAUUCAGACCUACGUUACAGCUAAAUACGAGGACUUCUCUUCACUCGAGCAAUUCGUCAUGGCUUUCAAGACUUCGAUUACGAAGCUCGAAGCUCUCGAUAUUGCGCCACCUGCUCAAUGGAAUCCAGUGAUGUUUAUCGCUGCUUGCUCGGAGAAAUGGCCAAUGUGGGCCGAACGCCAGCGCUCGAAUUUGCGUAUGGCUACUACCAAGAAUAAGAAGGCCGAGAUUACCUUGGAAUCCUUGAUUGAGGAUAUCACCGACGAAGAGGAUAGCGUAUAG